Messenger RNA from Cebus imitator (Panamanian white-faced capuchin), 2259 nucleotides. RefSeq names its product protein monoglycylase TTLL8-like. The record is from RefSeq and is a predicted model, not a curated record. Gene Ontology annotation, biological process: protein polyglycylation; cilium movement; cilium assembly. Lineage: Eukaryota; Metazoa; Chordata; Mammalia; Primates; Cebidae. Gene Ontology annotation, molecular function: protein-glycine ligase activity, initiating. Gene Ontology annotation, cellular component: cilium.
AUGCCAUGCCAAAGUCCAGUCAAGGCCAAAAGGCCAGCCAAAAAGGCCAGGCCAGGCCACGUGAAAAGGAUAAACAGUGCCAAUGGCCUUGAGAUUAAGAGCACCGUGGGCCAGUCUUCCCUGACGGUGACCAACGUCACUGAAGAGCACUAUGGCAACUACACCUGUGUGGCUGCCAACAGGCUAGGGGUCACCAAUGCUGGACUAGUCCUUUUCAGUAAGUACGCCAAAGCAGGGCCCAACUUGGAGAAGAAGACUUUCUCUAUCUAUGGACACUACCCAGUGGUGCAUGAGGCUCUGUGGAGGAAGGGCUGGGUGGAGAAGAAGUUCCACUUCUUGCCCAGGGUCAUUGCCAAUGUCAAGGAUGGAGGCACCGGGGUUGCUGAUAAUAAACCUGCUGAAGUGAAAGAAAAUAAAGAAACAGCUCUGGAGAGAAUAGAGGACAUCCACGAUGUGAUGUCUAGGUUGGUAAAAAACGAGAUGCCCUACCUCCUCUGGACCAUCAAGAGGGGUAUUGACCAUCACAACCUGACCUGUGACCAGAUGCUGAACCACAACGCCAAGACCGUCUCCUUCACCGCCAAGAUCGGGCUGUGCGUGAACAUGUGGAGCCUGCCGUGGUACGUCCCGGUGAACCCCGACUCCUUCUUCCCAUGCUGCUACAGCCUCUGCGCUGACAGCAAGCAGCAGGAGUUUCUGGAUGACUUCCGGCAUACCAUGGCAUCCAGCAUCCUCAAGUGGGUGGUCAGUCACCAGAGUUUCGGCAGGAGCAAGCCCACAGCCCAGGUGGAGGAGGCCAAGAGCAGCGAGCUGAGCAGCAGGACAGAUGCUGAAAAUGCUGAGGCAAAGCUCACGGGCCUUCCCGGGAAGCUUGUGGACGUCACAUGCAAGGCGUACCAGACCUACCUGGGGAAGCUGGAGCAUGAGGACAUCGACGUGGCAGAGGGCACCACGGAGGACCUCACUGAGGCCGAGUGGGAGGACCUGACCCAGCAGUACUAUGCCCUCAUUCACAAGCCACUGCAGCCCUGGGUCAGUGGAAACUUGCUGGUCCCCUGGGCGGCGUUGGCUGUGACCAGCAUGGUGGACAUCCACGGUGACCUGCCCUAUUUACACAAGAUCAUUUUGGGCCGGCCCGUGCAGCAGGGACGGGGCUGUUUCAGGGGCGCAGGGUCGGGGGGCUGGCUGCACCUGGUUUGCUUCACGUCCUCACCACAGUGGAGGGUCCCGUUCCUAUCCUGGGGCCAGCAGUGCACGUCACUCACCAGGGAGGAGGCGUGUCGGCUGCCGCCUCGUCAGGAUGUCGGGGGGGCUCCACACUGGGCCUUUUUCUUUGCAGCCCUGAGUCUGCCCAUGCAGGACGGGUCCAACGGGUCCAACGGGCCCUGGGGUGGCUGCUGCGCCAUCCACUUGUGCAACAACGCCAUCCAGAAGCACCUGAAGAAUGACGCGGGCCGCAGCCCUCUGCUGCCAGCACACAACAUGUGGACCAGUGCCAGUUUCCAGGAGUACCUGCAGGGCCAGGGCCACGGCGCCACGUGGGGCAGUGUCAUCUACCCGUCCACGAAGGUCAUGAUGGUGGCACAGGAUCAUGUGGAGCCUCAUAAGAACAGCUUUGAGCUCUAUGGGGCCGACUUUGUGCUCGGGAGGGACUUCAGGCCCUGGCUGAUUGAGAUCAACUCCAGCCCCACCACGCACCCGUCCACGCCCGUCACGGCCCAGCUGUGCGCAAAGGUGCAGGAGGAUGCCAUCAAGGUGGCCGUGGACUGCAGCUGUGACAUCGGCAACUUCGAUCUCCUGUGGAGGCAGCCUGCAGUUGAGCUGCCCCCAUUCAGUGGGUCUGACCUCUGUGUGGCGGGCAUUGGUAUGAGGAGGGUAAGAAGGCAGGUGCUGCCCGUCUGCAACCUCAAGGCCUCAGCCUCGCUGUGGGAUGCACAGCCGCUGAAGGCACAGUGCCCCCUCGCCAUGCUGGACCCCACCCAGGGACCCAUAUGACCGGCUCUCCAGUGAGACCUGGGACUGAAGGAUGAGAAGGUCCCUCUGGCCUUGCUGGCACCCCCAAAAAGGCCAGCCAAGAACGGCAGAGCCGCACAGCCCACCCGCAACAAGGCUGCCAGGAAGGCCGAGCUCCCUGCCUGCCUUUGCCACCAUGCGGACAGUCAGGCCCUGAACACCUGUGACCCUGAAGCCCAGCCUACCAGAUACUCAGAUCCAAACCUGUUUAAUGUGCACCCCUGGCGCCUGUGCUGCAGGGCCUGA